CCGCCGCCACCCGCGCCCCCUGCCCGAUGUCCCCUGCGGGACCCCGCUGUGCCCCCCGCCCUGAGGGGGGGCUGCGGCUCCCUGGGCCCCCCGAGCCCCGCCUGAGGAAGGGCCAUGCCCCCGCGCCGUGAGCAGCCCUGCGCUGGUGCCCCGCGAGCCGCAGCCCGGCCCGGCCAUGGACAGCUCAGAGCUGGAGUCGGACAUCCUGCGGCGGGUGCGGGCGCUGCUGCGGGAGCUGGACGGGCACCACCCCUCCUGCCAGAGCGACCGAGGAAUGCUGCGCUGGACCCUGCACAAGAGAAUGGACCAGAACCCCAGAACCAGCUGUGUCCUGGUCAGCAUCCUGGUGAAGGAGCUGGAGAGGGCAGAGCGAGGGGACCUCCGGCACUACAUCAUCCCCCUGCUGCACACGCUGAUGUACACCUUGAUCCAGGCUCCCUGCAUCCCUGAUGAGCUCUGUGCCAGGGUUUAUGACUUCUGCAAGAGGCUGCUGACCUUGCCCAAGCCCUUCUGCACCAUUGGGUUGGACUAUGCCAGCAGGCUGCAGGUGGAGAGGACAGCCCCAGGGACCCUGUACCAAAGGAUGGUCAUCUCCGAGCAGAGCCUGCGCAGCGCCCCCUUCCCCUGCCAGGAGAGGAUUUUCAUCUUUGCUGACCCCGAGCUGCUGCCCGAAGCCAUCUGCAAGGCGCUGGCCACCGACACGGAGGCAGCCCAGGUGUCCCAGAGCCCGCGGAGCUGCAUGAGCUGCGUGGUCACCCACGCCCUGCAGGCGGCCCUGGGUGACACCUGCGACAGCCACGGCCUCAGGGCCCGCCUCCAGGCCCUGCCCCCGGGGGACGUGGAGCACUGGUUCCAGCAGGUGGUGGCGGCCGUGGAGGGCAGCGAGGGGGGCUCGGACCGGGGCCAGCACACGGCGCGGCUGGAGAGGAUCUACCACGGCCUCCUGGGCUCCUCGCCCGCAGGGAAUGCUCCCCAGGAAGGGCUGCAGGGGACCCCUCUGCCCAGCCCCAACAUCAGCUUCCACCGGUGGACAGAAGAGGAGCAGCUCUGGAAGGAGCUGGUGCUGUUCCUGAGGCCGCUGUCGCAGAGCUGCGAGCCCGAGUGCCUGGGGCAGGAGCUGGAGCCCAUGGAGAUGCCGGACGUGCUCCCGGGCUGCGGCUGCUGCGGCCAGAGCCGCUUCUCGGUGCUGUCCACGGACAGCGGCAUCGAGAGGGACCUGCCCGCGCAGGAGGAGCCGUGCGCACCCUGCGCCGCCGAGCGCUCCCGGCUGCACAGGAAGGGCGGCAUCAAGAAAAAGCCGUUCCCGCUGGACAGCGUGGCCUUCCUGCAGGCUGGCAGCGGGAAGCCCCCCGGGAAGCCCCCCGGGAGGGCAGGGAUGCCCCCCGAGCCCGCGGGCCCGCUCCAGAGGCUGCACACCGCCCGCGUGGUGCUGCUGGGGGACGAUCGCAUCCUGGGCCGCCUGGCACAAGCCUUCCACUCCCUCAGGAAGCGGGAGGCCCGCCGAGUGUUCCUGACGCCCAGGCUGGACCUGCAGUUCUACCACAUCCCCGUGGUGCCCGGGCAGCCCCAGCCCUCGGCUGCUGCUGAACACGCUGGCCCCGAGGAGCUGUGCGAGGUGGCCGGGUACCUGGGCAGGGCUGACCCCUGGUACGAGAGCAACAUCAACACCCUGUGCCACAUGAUCCCCAAGCUGGCCACCAUGCCCAGCAGGGCCCUGGUGACCGACCUGUUCCUCACCGACGUCAUCGCCUACUACGCCCGCAUGGGCACGCAGCCCGUCUGCUUCCAGGUGCACUCUGUCAAGGUCCUGUUCCAGGACCCAGCCCAGGACCCAGCUGAGGACGUGUUCCUGACAGAGCUGCUGACCCAGGUGCAGGACAGCCCCUCCCACAGAGAGCUGAGCACGACCAAGAGGAAAAGCACCCUGGAUGGGCCUGGCAUGGAUCUCACAGUGACCUACAGGAGGGUUGUGCUCAGUGACCGGCAGAAGGAGCUGGCCCUGUCCCUGCGCUCCACAGGCCUGCUAAUGAAAGCCAUCCCUGCUGAGGAGGCUGAAGGCUUGGGCUGCCUGACUGUGACCAUCACCGAAAUCAUCAGGACCAGCAACUUGGCAGGACGCUCGUUCUCAGCUGUGGCACACAGGUUCAGAACAUGCAGCAUCAAGGUCAGGAGCCCAGAGCAGAGACCCUUCACAGUGCGGCUGGACAAGGACAGCAGGAGAACCUACAGGGACGUGAUCGGCCUGGAGGUGUCUCCCUGCCUCGAGCCCAGCUACUGCCUGCAGAAGACGAGGACCACGAAAUCCAGCCCUCAGGAAACAGAGGACGUGGGGCUGGUGAAAUUCCUGCCCAAGUCUCUGCUGCUGCCCAUCAACACUUUUGCAGGAGUCAUCCCCUGAAGGAGAUGGGAAAGGUGCUGUGGGUUCUGGCGUGGGGCCAGCACAGAGCACACGGGGAGAGAAAACACUCUGAAAGCCACCAGAGGUGACUUUGACUGGCAGUGGUGGGAAGAGCUGCCCCAGCAGAGGUGGAUGGGCUCGGAUGGCACAGCCCUGCCACGUGACACCUGUGACAAUGGCCCCCUGCCCCAGCCAAGGGCACAGCCAUGCCCUGUGACACGUGUGACAAUGGUUGACAGUCCCUGCCAAGGGCACAGCCAUGCCCUGUGACAUGUGUGACAAUGGCCCCAUGCCCUGUGACACCUGUGACAAUGGCCCCAUGCCCCUGCCAAGGGCACAGCCCUGCUGGUGACAGUGUGACAAUGGCCCCAUGCCCCUGCCAGGGGCACAGCCCUGCUCCAGGACUGAACUUUCACCUUUGGCACAGUUCAGGGAAAAGCUUUGAGCUCUCCGUUCAGGAAGGGUGCGGAAGAUCCGUGGAGGUGGCGCUGCCCGUCCUGGGGAGCCCAGGGCAGCUGGCAGCAGCAGUGCUCCUUUUGGAGAUGUCCCACAGCCCAGCAGGGCUCCGGUUUCCACCUCAUGAGCCAAACGCUGUUGGUGCUCCCCUGUGCCGGACUGGGGCAGCAAACAUUGUGUCCCUGAGGGAAGCUGAGGAGCAGCAGGAGCUCUGGGGCACCUCAGGAAACCCUGCAGGAGCAGCUGCUGUUGUUGGGACCGUGUGGGCUUUAAGGGGUGACCCCUCUGCACCCCUCUGCCUCCUCGGGGCUUCCCUGUGGGGUUUGCACACACAAGGAAAAGGCUCAGAGAGCCAAAAGGCUUGGAGCUGGGCUGGGGUGUGGGCUGGAGUCCAGAGUUUGUUCUGUACAGCUGUAAAUUAUGUAGAUGGGUGAUAAAUUAUUUGUAUAGGUGCCAUGGAUGGCUUGGACCAGAGGGUGCAAUCCUUUUAGUGCCAAUGGAAAGAAAUUAGGACAAACCCAAGCAGAAGCUGC
Molecule: messenger RNA, 3387 nt
Organism: Serinus canaria (Common canary)
Lineage: Eukaryota; Metazoa; Chordata; Aves; Passeriformes; Fringillidae
Gene: PIK3R6
Product: phosphoinositide-3-kinase regulatory subunit 6
Exons: 20
Coding region: 176-2398 (740 amino acids)
Biological process (GO): positive regulation of MAP kinase activity; G protein-coupled receptor signaling pathway
Cellular component (GO): phosphatidylinositol 3-kinase complex, class IB
Molecular function (GO): 1-phosphatidylinositol-3-kinase regulator activity
Source: RefSeq, a predicted model, not a curated record